GAACAGGACGGUAUAGGGGGGGCAGGACACGGGAGCGCCGCGGCGGCCCUGGCUCCCAGCCCCGCGCCCCGAGCUCCACGCCUCAUGGCGCGGAGGCCCCCAGCUGUCAGGCCGCCGGCGACGGGGCCUCCCUGAAGGCCCCCCGCGCGGCCAUGGGCGACUUCGCCCCGGCGGGCCGCCAGGACUACUUCGGCACCCCACCGUCCGCCCGGCGGCUGGGCGGCAGGCUGGUGGAGAGGCUGCCGACGUUCGGCGCGGCGGCGGCGGCCGAGGCGCCCAGCCGCCCUGCGCGGCCCCUGCUGCUGCUCGACCCCAAGACGGGCGGCACGGUCGCGUGCCCGGCCUGGCUGCUCAACGCCGAGACGGCAGGGCGCGCCCGGGGGGUGGCCGCCGGCCUGCUGGGCAUCCCCGCCGCGCAGCUGCAGCUGUCGUGGAACGGGGUCGUGCUCGAG
Messenger RNA from Prorocentrum cordatum, 452 nucleotides. NCBI's taxonomy places the organism in Eukaryota, Dinophyceae, Prorocentrales, Prorocentraceae. The record is from the annotation of a GenBank genome assembly.